AUGAAUCCCGUAGAAUGGGAGCAGGAGUUCGAAAAAAUCAUUGUUUUUCGAAAUACGGUUUUUAAAGGUGAACACAGCCGGAUUGAGGUCCCAGAAGAAGCUAAAUUAAAUUUUUUAAAGGAGAAGCUUUCAAGCUCUUUGAAAAGAGGGAGUAAAAAGCGGGAACACCCACAAAACCGUGGAUUACAAGAGGAGACCAGCUUGGAAGUGAAGGAUUCAGAACCAAAGGUUCAUGAAUCCUCUGGUUCGAAGAGGUCAAUAAGUGAGACUCCACUGAUAGAGGAAUUGAAGCCUGUAUCUAGCGAGCUUACAAAUAUUCCUGGAUUGGGAUUAUCUCGAGUACAAAGGUCUGAAGGAUCAUUGGAGGCACUACGUCGGGAACAUGUGGAUUCAAAUCAAGAAAAGAAUCAGAAAGACAAUAAUAAUGUGGCGAAAGAACAUGUGGAAGGAGCACCUCUUUCGCCUUCAGGCUUACCCGUUGUUUCUGAUGUGUCAUAUAAAAAUGCAACUUUAGAAGACGCAGGGAAGCCUGAGAAAACCGAGGACCAAAAGGAUUCUUCGCAACUUCAAUUAUUUGUUAGUAAAAGCCUUGAACAAAUAGACAUGAAAUCUGUUAAGCAAGCGUCUUCUUUCAAAGACUCCCAAACUGCUUCCGAUAUACCAUCUCCUCCCAUGUCUGCGUUUGCGCCUUCUCGUGUUUCUGCACCAUCUCCUCCACGUGUUCCCACUUUCUCCGUUCCAAGCUUGAAACAUAUUCAAUCACCUGUGAAUGAAUUGUCUUCCGCGAAUGCCGAUAAACUUCCGACGCAUAUUCGAUUUCCUUCUCCGCCUCCAUCGGCAGCAAUUCAGCAACCACCUAAGAAGGUUUAUUCUUCAUCUUUAAAGGAUGAGGUUGCGAAUGUAACCGUCAAAGAUGAGGAAUUAUCACCUCGACCUCCUCCUCCGGAGACACUGUUUAGCUCGUCACAACCUUCGAAUCAGCAACAAGCAUACUCUCCAACUUGGGCACCUUAUGAAGUAAAUCAUCCACAGACCACCAUAAGACGCGUUCCAGAUUUACCUCCCACUGAACUGUACUCUGUUCCCGCUGAUGCUGGGUCAUCGCGACCUACCUAUAGUUCCGAGAUUACCGAAACCAAGGUUCGUUUUCAUCCAUACGAAAGGAAUAUGACGGGAAUGCAUUCUCGUUAUCCUUCUUCCGCUGAAUCUAUAAGCGUUCCCCCUAGAAAUUCGGUAGCACCUCUGCAGUUUGCAUCCUACAAUAGGGAAGGAUCAUAUGUUCCACAGCAUUACCACCCUACAGAAUAUUCAUUGAAGGAUAUGCAUAACUUACCAGCAGCAUCUCAUUAUGGCGACUUUGAAAGUUAUAACGAUCAAUAUAACUCGUCAUCGUCUUAUUCUCCGUAUUAUCAUCAUCGUGUGAGAAGUACAAAUGCUUUUCCUCAGAUGCAAGUACCACCUUCUGCUUCCGGUUACUACAAUCCGUCAGCUGCUGUGAACUAUAGGAGUAUGACUCCAAAUCCUGCGUUUCAUAGUUAUCCCUUGAACGACCCUAGGAACAUCGACUAUCACCCGAAUGGAAGCUACAACUACUGA
Schizosaccharomyces osmophilus is the source of this 1596-nucleotide messenger RNA. It is a transcript of the gene iss10, whose product is annotated as MTREC (exosome adaptor) complex proline-rich subunit Iss10/Pir1. The coding region runs from base 1 to 1596 and encodes 531 amino acids. The transcript has a single exon. The record is from RefSeq and is a predicted model, not a curated record. NCBI's taxonomy places the organism in Eukaryota, Fungi, Ascomycota, Schizosaccharomycetes, Schizosaccharomycetales, Schizosaccharomycetaceae.